Messenger RNA from Branchiostoma floridae (Florida lancelet), 3123 nucleotides. Its product is annotated as delta-like protein 1. Bases 264 to 1616 code for a protein of 450 amino acids. Gene Ontology annotation, cellular component: protein-containing complex; plasma membrane. Gene Ontology annotation, molecular function: calcium ion binding. NCBI's taxonomy places the organism in Eukaryota, Metazoa, Chordata, Leptocardii, Amphioxiformes, Branchiostomatidae. The transcript has 7 exons. The record is from RefSeq and is a predicted model, not a curated record. Gene Ontology annotation, biological process: heterophilic cell-cell adhesion; establishment or maintenance of epithelial cell apical/basal polarity.
AGGCUCAGUCAGUGAGUGUGUACACGUCUCGCACGCUGUGGUGUUGCGUAGUUGAGCUCUACGUCGUCUGAUUUUUCCUCGGGAAUCGUCCUAAUUAACCGCGUCGCUUGAUCCCUGGGAUAACAGGCGUUUGAUCACUAGCUUGAGGGAGACGAAAUUGCCAGGAAAGUAGGGUGUUUGGGGGCUGAUCCCUUCGCGGGUUGCACGUUGAUACCGCCGCCGGGGAUGUUCGCUACCGGGCGUACGGCUUACCGAGGGUAAGAAUGGUGGGGAGGCAGUGGUGUGCUUCAAGAGAGCGGUUCCUGACGAUUUUUGUUGUACUGGUGGCGUCAACGUUGGAAACGUGCAAAGCUGUGUCCUGUAAGCCCGGCUGCCACGAUAUCUGGGGGUACUGCGAGCAAGACGGGGAGUGUCUCUGCCAGCCGGGAUGGACAGGAGAGCUGUGUCAGGAGUGUGACCUGUUCCCAGGGUGUCAGCACGGCACGUGUCACCAGCCCUGGCAGUGUAACUGUGAGGAAGGCUGGACCGGACGCUUCUGUGAGAAAGAGCUCGACCCGUGUGACAAGAAGCACCCCUGUCAGAAUAAUGGGACCUGUCUAGACAGAGAGGACGGCGGUUACGUCUGUCUAUGCCCCCGGGGGUACAACGGGGUCGACUGCGAAGUCAGGGUCACCGACUGCUCGGCCUAUGCCUGUCUGAACGGCGGAAGUUGCAUUCUGACGCCGGCGGGGUUCCGAUGCCUGUGCCCCUACGGUUACACCGGGUCCCGAUGUGAAUCGACUUUCGAGAUCAAAGAGUGCGAAGAGGGUCCCUGUGAAAAUGGCGGCACAUGUGACGACACGUCAGACGGCUUCAAAUGCCGUUGCAUGCCGGGAUUCACCGGACCGAGAUGCGAAUCGCUAGUCAACGAAUGCCUCUCAAACCCUUGUCGGAAUGGUGGCCAUUGCCUGGACAGUAUCAAUGCCUUCAUCUGCCGCUGUCCGCCUGGGUUUGUCGGGGACCGGUGCGAGGUUGACGUGGAUGACUGCCUGACCCGCCCCUGUCUGAACGGCGCCACGUGCUCCGACAUGAUCAACGACUUUAGCUGCACCUGCUCGCAAGGCUACACGGGAAAACACUGCCACAUCAACAUCGACGACUGCGCGAACCAGCCCUGCCAAAAUGGCGGCAGCUGCCAAGAUGGCGUCAACGAGUUCGUCUGCACAUGCGCGUCUGGCUAUGGUGGCGACCUGUGUGAGUCCGCAGACAGCGUUCUAACACCCAAACCCAUACAAACAGGGAGAACAGUCGUUAAGGCGCAGAACACGACGGAGAAAAUGCUGCUGGUACACAUCUACGAGAAGGAAAAGACAGUGGAGGUGUCCCAGCGUGCACUGAAAGUGGUGAAAUUGAUAUCGUACUGCGUCUUGGGACUGACGAUCCCGUGCGUUGGCUUUAUGGUGGUUAUCUUGGUCAGGAGAGGGAGGAAUGGUUCGAUACAGCGGAGGGCUGAUGACGUCAACAACCUGAACAGAGACAUCGAGGCGCGCAUGCUCGUAGAGGAACCACAGUCUCCAGAGAAUAGACCACAACCUGCGAAGGAGAUAAACGUUACAAGAGACUCCCUGCUGAUUUAGAAAAUGUAAACAGAACACCAUGUCGCACACAUGUCUGAUCCCAUCUCCACUUGUCAUCAUGGUCAUGAACAUAAGGUCUAAAGAACAGAACACAUGCCAACACUUUCAUCCCCAUGCGUAGUCAGAAACGAUCAAGAUAUGAUCAAGAUAUGAGACUGAAAAGAGCUUAUGAAUGCUACAAGAAUGUUCAUUAGGACAGAGAGGAUGAACACAAGAAAACCGUAUUAGUAAGCAUGAAACAAUGCUAAAUGCUACGGUCUCAUUUAGAAAGAGGAGCCUAUCCGGGCUUACGGGUAGUUUACGUGACACCGUGGGGUGGCUAACGUACUAUUUUCGGAGCCCGGCCGGGGCUACAUCCCCUUCAGGCACCGAUGCAAAUUGGACGAUAACAUCACAGGAGACAACGUUGGCAAUCUGCCUCUUCAUUCAAACACUGUCUAUGAAAACGCCUGCUCAUCUUCUGAUACCCUUUAGAGAUCACCACUCUUAUGUACAACAAGCCACGUAUAAGGAGCUUUUCCACACCGAAACAUCACCGGGGAAACAAAAUGGCGGACUCAGUUGCAGAGGAUGCCGGGAAAGAGAGCCUCGAUAUCGACAGGUUGCCUUUUUUAUGUCAUCGAUUUAGCAUACAAACUUAUUAAUGCGUUCUUCAAACAAUGUCAGCAUUGUCUGAGAAUUCACAUACUUGGUAGAUUUUAUUGGUAGUCCGUGUUGUUGAUUCAACUUUUUUCACGCUUAUUCAACUUUGAACAAUCACAGGAUUGAGUGCAAUAGGAGUUGUUAAACUUAAAGAAACAAAUAGCCGAAUGAGCAGACUUGAAUGCACUGAUUGGCGUUGUUUUAGUGCAUGCAUAGUGAGUGGAAAAAUCUGUCCAGUACUCUUCUUAAACCAAAGAGAAACAUAUCAUUUUCUCUGAUAGAGAGGUGUUGAGAAGGUAACGCUAGUUUACCUUUGUCUGUGGGGUAACCUAUAUCCGUUGAAUUUAAAAACUAGUGAGAGAUAUGCACUCGACUGGCGGUGGUUUCAAAUAGCAAUAUUUUCAAAAUAUUACAGUUUGAAACCACUGUCCGUCGAGUUGAUAUCCUUAAGAAUACAACGGAUAUAUGUUACCUCAUGGAUAAAGGUGAACUAGCGUUAGAGAAAAUGAUAAAAAGUUUAUUUGUUUGAUGUAAAUACAUUGUUAAUUUAUUAUUAUUCCUCAUAGACGUCGUUCAUAAAUGUUACGUGGACAUUUUUUUGUCUUUAAUAUUAUUUAUUGAAAUAUGAGAAUGUAAAUGUGACGAUAUUUUGUCAGUACUUUGUAACUGAGUCACUGCCUGACUUAACCAUAUUGACUGUACUGCCACGAUCUUAAUUUAUUGUUAACAAGGAAUAUUCUGUACAUAAUUGGUGUUGGUUAGCAGUAGUGUCGAAAGAUAAAAUUCCCAAAGGGACAGGAGUUGUCAAACAAUGAUGUACAUAUUUGGUGAUUUUGAAUAAAAGUGCACUGAUUUUGCUCACAAG